Messenger RNA from Alosa sapidissima (American shad), 1900 nucleotides. It is a transcript of the gene seta, whose product is annotated as SET nuclear proto-oncogene a. Gene Ontology annotation, molecular function: histone binding; chromatin binding. Gene Ontology annotation, biological process: nucleosome assembly. The transcript is spliced from 8 exons. The record is from RefSeq and is a predicted model, not a curated record. NCBI's taxonomy places the organism in Eukaryota, Metazoa, Chordata, Actinopteri, Clupeiformes, Clupeidae. Gene Ontology annotation, cellular component: chromatin; nucleus. The coding region runs from base 192 to 1010 and encodes 272 amino acids.
CGCGGAGCGCGUUCUUACCGGGGGAGCGCGUGAGUGACUAGGUUGUGUGGUUGUACGCGUGUGUGUGUUUGCAUUCCCUCGCGAGCGCAGCACACUUCCUUUCUUAAAUUCUUGUCCUAAAUUGUAGGCAGAUUAUAAAAUCCAAUCUGUAGCGUAUUUUCUAGCGACUUGUUCCUCAACCAGCGAAAAUCAUGUCAGCCUCAGCGGCUAAAGUGAGUAAAAAGGAGCUGAACUCUAACCAUGACGGAGCGGAGGAGACCUCUGAAAAAGAGCAACAGGAAGCCAUCGAACACAUUGACGAAGUACAGAAUGAAAUUGACAGACUUAAUGAGCAAGCAAGCGAGGAAAUAUUGAAAGUUGAACAGAAAUACAACAAACUCCGUCAGCCAUUCUUUCAGAAGAGGUCAGAACUGAUCGCCAAAAUCCCCAACUUCUGGGUCACAACUUUCGUCAACCACCCUCAAGUCUCUGCUCUGCUUGGUGAAGAGGAUGAGGAGGCACUUCAUUAUCUGACCCGGGUGGAGGUGACUGAGUUUGAAGACAUCAAGUCAGGAUACAGAAUAGAUUUUUACUUCGAUGAAAAUCAGUACUUUGACAACAAAGUUCUUUCCAAAGAGUUCCACCUGAACGAAAGUGGGGACCCAACUUCAAAGUCUACAGAAAUCAAAUGGAAAUCGGGAAAGGACCUCACAAGUCGGUCUGGGCAGACGCAGAACAAGGCCGGCAGGAAGAGGCAACACGAGGAGCCAGAGAGCUUCUUCACCUGGUUCACCGACCAUUCCGACUCAGGGGCUGACGAGCUUGGCGAGGUCAUCAAGGAUGACAUUUGGCCCAAUCCCCUGCAGUACUACCUGGUGCCUGACAUGGAUGAUGAGGGUGAGGGGGAAGAUGAUGAGGAGGAUGAGGAGGGUCUGGAAGACAUAGACGAGGAGGGUGAAGAUGAUGGAGAAGAGGAUGAGGACGAAGAAGAUGGGGAUGAUGGAGAGGAUGACGACGGGGAGGACGACUAGAGCCGAAAAUACCGGACGCUCCUCCCCCUGCACCCUCCUCCUCUCCCCCCCCCCCCACUUGAUUUCUCCAGCAUUUUUUCUGUUUUGUUUUUCUCAAGAGCAGGAUGCUAUCUCUCUCUCUGUUUAUUUUGUGCUCCUCCUCUCCUUCUCCGUUGAACCACCUCCCCAGACGGUGCCAUGUCCAAGGUUGCCCCUCCCCUCCUUCCUCCUUGACGGACUCAUAAUAAACUGACUGCUAAAUCCCGCCUCCAAGGCACUCUCACCAUCUCAGUCCCCAGAUGUAUUUGAGGUAAACGACAAACUUAGUGUCAGCACGUCAUCUGGACCGGAUCAACCAAUAAAUAGCAAUUUAUAUAUAUGUACAAAUAUGUAUAAUUUUCUUCCUGUAAAAGGUUGUGUGGAGAGAGGAGGAAAAACAAUGAUCAAAAGCCAUGGCGCAGUGAACUGCUAGAUUUAGCGUUUCACAGGUUUGUUUUCCUUUUCCACUCGAAAGGCAUUAGAGCCCUUCCAAAUGUCUUUUCCUGUCAUGUGGUUUAACAAUAGUCAUUACCAGCUCAUUCCUGUCACCUCUUGUAACAUUGUUUUGAGGUCAUUUUUUGGGUGGGAUGGGGUCUUUGAAGGUUGUGUAUGGGAAGGGUGGGUUUGACACCAUUAUUUUGAGUUUUGUUUUUGAUUUUUAACUGUAUUGUUUUACAGACAUCCACAAGAUUUGAAAUGACUUUUUGAUAAAGAAAAUAAAACUAAAACGGGAAAAAAAGAUGCCUUUCGGCCCCACUGCCUCAGCAAAAUUAAUUGGAAGCUACCGCUAAUCUACUUGAUAUUUACACAGGGGUUUAACCUACAAAAUGUUUGAAAGUUACUUUGGUAAAAUAAAAGUAAAUGUUGACACA